This is a messenger RNA of Pedinophyceae sp. YPF-701, 741 nucleotides long. The record is from the annotation of a GenBank genome assembly. Lineage: Eukaryota; Viridiplantae; Chlorophyta; Pedinophyceae.
AUGAGCGGCGAUGCGGGCCCGAACGACGAGCCUCCUGCGCUCCUGGACAAGAACGCGCUCGACUUGAUCAGCCAGGGCGCAGAGGCGCGCGUGUUCGCCACGACGCUCCUGGGCCGCCGCGCGAUCGUGAAGCAGCGAUUCAAGAAGAAGUACCGCCACCCGGACCUCGACGCCCGGCUCACGAAGCAGCGCCUCAUCUCCGAGGCGCGGUCGUGCGCGCGCGCGCGGAAGCUCGGCGUCCGGACGCCCGCGACGUACCUGAUCGACCAGACCUCGAACUGCAUAUGGAUGGAGCGCCUCCCGGGCCGCACGGUGUGCUCGGCGCUGCAGGCGGGGGCCGACGAGGGCGCCGACGGGCUUGCGGGCGGCGAGGCGACGCGGGUGAUGGAGGAGAUGGGCAGGGCGAUCGCGGCGCUGCACGACGGCGGGAUGGUCCACGGCGACCUCACGACCUCGAACGUCAUGCUCCUCGACCCCGCCGGGGGGGAGUCCGAGGCCGACACCCCCCGCAUCGCGCUGAUCGACUUCGGCCUCGCGUACAACUCCCAGGUGCCUGAGGACCGCGCCGUGGAUCUGUACGUGCUCGAGCGCGCGAUGACGAGCGCGCACGGCGGCGGCGGGCGUGCGCUGUUCGACGCGAUCAUCGGCGCCUACCAGAAGGCGUCGAAACACGCGUCCGCGACGCUGCACCGGUACGCGGAGGUGCGCAUGCGUGGGCGCAAGCGGUCGAUGGUCGGGUGA